UGGCAACGCUUUUUGUUCGACUUUCGUUUCUCAGUCAAUAUUUUCAUUUUGGUUUCGAGCGGGGCAUAUUAAAAGAAAUUGGAAUCAAUUUCGCUUAUUCGCUUUUCAAAGUUCUUUUUUUUAAUAACAAAGCUAUGAUUUCAUGUUAGCUUUUAAAGAUCAAAUAUUAUACUGGAAAAUUAAGCAUACGUCGGCUCAGCUUCAUCUAAUCUGCACAUAUCGAAGUUCGCUGUGAGACGGCUCGUUUCAAAGGCCUAUUUCUCCAAAAACGACUGGAUUGCUUAUGAAUUGCGGUAACUUAAGUCAUCUCGCAAUGAGUGCAGAUGGUUCUUCCAUUCGUUUUAGCGACCAUACACUGGACAAAGCAACAAAAGCCAAGGUCACUUUGGAAAAUUAUUAUAGUAAUUUGGUAACCCAAUAUGGAGAGCGCAAGCAACGACUUGCUAAACUAGAAGCCCAGCUAAAGGAUGAAAGUCUAACAGAGUCACAGAGACAAGAGAAAAGGAUCCAGCAUGCACAGAAAGAAACAGAGUUUUUACGUCUAAAAAGAUUACGAUUAGGUGUUGAGGACUUCGAAGCAUUAAAAGUUAUUGGAAGAGGUGCUUUUGGAGAAGUUCGACUGGUGCAAAAAAAGGACACAGGGCAUGUUUAUGCUAUGAAAGUUUUACGUAAAGCAGAUAUGCUUGAAAAGGAGCAAGUCGCCCAUGUGCGCGCAGAACGCGACGUGCUUGUUGAAGCCGACCACCAAUGGGUAGUUAAAAUGUACUACAGCUUUCAGGAUCCCGUCAAUUUGUAUUUAAUAAUGGAGUUCUUACCGGGUGGCGAUAUGAUGACGCUUCUAAUGAAAAAGGACACUCUCUCGGAAGAAUGCACACAGUUCUACAUUAGUGAAACGGCCUUGGCCAUAGAUUCGAUUCAUAAAUUAGGCUUCAUUCAUAGGGAUAUAAAACCCGAUAACCUACUACUUGACUCGCGUGGACACUUGAAGCUUUCUGAUUUUGGACUAUGCACGGGUUUGAAAAAGUCGCAUCGUACCGACUUUUACCGGGACCUUUCACAAGCCAAGCCAUCCGAUUUCAUUGGAACAUGUGCUAGCCCAAUGGAUUCAAAACGGCGAGCAGAGUCGUGGAAACGUAAUCGCCGAGCUUUGGCCUACAGUACAGUUGGAACACCUGAUUACAUUGCCCCAGAAGUAUUUUUACAGACUGGUUAUGGGCCUGCGUGUGACUGGUGGUCUUUAGGUGUAAUAAUGUACGAAAUGCUGAUGGGAUACCCACCAUUUUGUUCGGACAAUCCUCAAGAUACAUACCGGAAAGUGAUGAACUGGCGAGAAACAUUGAUAUUCCCGCCCGAAAUCCCAAUAUCCGAAGAAGCGAAAGAUACAAUUGUCAAAUUCUGCUGCGAGGCCGACCGUCGUUUAGGCUCACAACGUGGUUUAGAAGAUGUAAAAUCAGUGCCAUUCUUCAGAGGAGUGGAUUGGGAACAUAUCCGCGAGCGUCCUGCGGCCAUUCCCGUCGAUGUGCGAUCAAUUGAUGAUACGUCCAACUUUGAUGAAUUCCCUGAUGUUUCGCUCGAAAUACUUCUUGUUUGUAUAUUUACAGCAUCAGCCCCUAUACCUCAAGGCAGCGAAAUAGCCAAGGACUGGGUGUUCAUAAACUACACAUUUAAGCGCUUUGAAGUUCGAAAUUUAGAGUGAAGUUGUUGCUAUCCCGUCAUUGCUCCGUAGAAAUGCUUUAUGAAACUUGAUUCAAUGAUUUUAUAUCGAACAUGAAUAAUUUAAGAUUAUAUUUAUUGAGUUAAAUUAGAAAAAGUAAUAACCAGUGUGCAUAAUUAACUUUAUUAACUAUUUAUUGUUGUCCCAUAUUUAAUCAUUUGCAAAUGUAAGUAUGGUGUGUGGGUUUGUGAUGAUCAUUUUCAAAUCUACUUAAAGUAAGUUUUGUUGAAAAAUGUCCACUCGCCAAAUUUUAAAAGAUAGUUUCCAGGCACGUCUAAGUUUUUUCUUGAAUAAUUGUUGCAUUGCUUUCUUCAAUUUGCAAUUUAUAGUCGUAUGCAAAUUAGUGCAUAUAACUAUUCAUGGGCGUCGCUACCUAGGGGCAGGGGCUCGAGGCACCGCGCCCCAAGCCUCCCCCUCCUAACCUUUGAAUUUUACCUUCCAUGAAGGUAUACAAAACUAAGAAAUGGUCUCUGAAAGCAAAAUUCUUUACCCGGGAGUAAAAUGUGCCUUACAACUUCACUUAGCUCUGCCGUGUACUUACAAACUUGCACAAUUGAAAGGUAGUUUAGCACACUAAAGACCGUUUUCUGAAGUAACCUUUAAGUUUAAAGUUCAGGUAAUAUUUAAAAGUUGGAUUAAAAGUAAAGCUAUGUCUAAAGUUAAGCAUUUCUAAAAUCGGUUUAUGACGUAUGCGUAUUUCUUGGUUGUAAACUAAUUUAAAACGGAUAGUAGAAUGCUUUACUUUAGACACAAUCAUAAAUUUUAAUGCAACCUUUAAAUAUAAAGGGAGCUUUAAAGUUACACGUUACUUGAGAAAACGGCCCUAAGAAGGGUAAAAACUUGGCUGCGCUCCACAUGAGCGAAACUCGACUUAACGGUAAUCAUCUACAUAUAUAUAAUUGCUCAAUCAUACGACUAAGGGCGAUCUGUAGCAGCUACAAAAUUAGGCUAUAUAUCAAAUUAAAGUGCAAGCUGCAGUUGCAGUUGACCGUGUUUGUCACAAGAGUAAAAAGUGGCAGAAAAGUCGUGUGGGCAAUAUACUCUAUUGAAAAAUAUUAACAAAUUUUUCGUCGAAUUGAGUUUCGGAAAAGGUGUUAGAUAUUAUUCAUAGUUUUGAAAUAUAUUUCACGAAAGCAAAAAUUAUAUCACUGACCAAUUUAAAGGACCCUGAAUGACGGCAAAGCUCAAAGUUUUUAUUUUUAUAAAUAUAUUGAUGUGUUUUUCGAAAUGAACGAUCCAAAAUUAGCGAGUGUACAUAUUUUAAAAUUUUUAUCAGUGGUUGAAUUUUUUACUGCAAGGGUUAAAAAAGGCUUAGUUUAAAAGUGUGAUAUUCAGGCUGGUUCUGCAAUUCACUUUCGACUGAAUUUCAAUAAACUUCGCUUUGAAUUCAAAUUGGCAGGGUUUGAGAUUCACUCGGAAGUGAAUUGCAGAACCUGCCUGAUUAAAUGCCGUUCACCAUACACGUUGCCAAUUUUCAGUUGUUAUUGCGUUUCAGAUUACGACCAAUAAAGCCCUUAAGAAGGAUAUUGUGAAAGGUUGAACUAUACAUUAAAGAUGACUAUUUUCUUACGGUCUACUGUACGAAGCUUUGAGUAGAGUAAGGUCGUUUAAGAACUUAAAGUUAUCAGGUCUCUAGCAAUACAAGAUCAGUUGUUGUCUUUAACGAAGUUUUUAAAUAAAUAUUGAGCUAAAUACUGAAA
This is a messenger RNA of Rhagoletis pomonella (apple maggot), 3414 nucleotides long. It is a transcript of the gene trc, whose product is annotated as serine/threonine-protein kinase tricornered. Bases 284 to 1696 code for a protein of 470 amino acids. Lineage: Eukaryota; Metazoa; Arthropoda; Insecta; Diptera; Tephritidae. The transcript has 6 exons. Gene Ontology annotation, molecular function: ATP binding; protein serine/threonine kinase activity. Gene Ontology annotation, biological process: intracellular signal transduction; peptidyl-serine phosphorylation. The record is from RefSeq and is a predicted model, not a curated record.